Dothidotthia symphoricarpi CBS 119687 is the source of this 1091-nucleotide messenger RNA. RefSeq lists its product as uncharacterized. The coding region runs from base 307 to 939 and encodes 210 amino acids. The record is from RefSeq and is a predicted model, not a curated record. Lineage: Eukaryota; Fungi; Ascomycota; Dothideomycetes; Pleosporales; Dothidotthiaceae. The transcript has a single exon.
GACGCCUUUGCCAGAACCUCUCCAGGGUGGCACGAUGGUAUGGGUCAAUGCAUAACGGUGCUUCGUCUUGCAGAAAAGUAUAUCUUCUACUUGAUAUCCGGAACAUAUACUCUUGUUAGUAGUACCUGCAGGUUUUGGUCAAUAUCAGCCCGAUAUCCCAACAACGUUUCAGCCUCGUACGGCGUAGCCUUUCAGUCAUAUCUCAUCAACACGCCCUCCAGCCUUGGUGCUUCAAACACCUUCGCACCCUGAUCCAAAGCAACUUCUGCAGGACCAACCUCCACACUCUCCUCCAAGUUCUUUACCAUGGCUCCCACACCAGUGGACAACAGCCUCACCGCUGACCCAACAUCCACACCCCCGCCAUCGCCUGCAUACUGGGCCAAAGCCAACAUCAUAACAACAAUCGUUUUCUGCCUUUUUGCCCUACUCUUCUCCGGAAUCCUAAUAGCCUUCUUCAUCCACCGACGCAACGAGAAACGAAAAGUCACCAACCCAACCCCAGACAAAGCAGGCCUUCUCGCAAACGAAGACAAAACAAGCAUGUUCAGCCGCAACCGAGCGACCAGCGUAACCCUCUACGUCGACUCCGAGGCCGAGGCUCAGAGCAAGAAGACCAGCCAUGAAACUGUGUCGCUGAUACCGCUUCAACUCACUCCUGCGCAAGAAAUCGGCAAUCCUAUGAACAGCACAGAGAGCGCGGGCAGUGGCAUCAGUGCCAUGAGCAGGGUGAGCCGGGCAACCAGAGCCAGCAGCGGUACACAAAGCACUAUGUUAUUGAGCCCUAUCUCGUCGAUCUGUGACGAUGGAGAUAUGGGCUCGAGGAGGCCCGGCAGAGCUCGAAGCUCAAGUGCGACAAGCGUGCGUUACUACGAUAGGACACCUCUGGACGCCCCUCCUAUGCCGAUUCCUAUAAUCGUUCGCACCGGGUCUGAUUGAGAUACACGGCGCGAGGUUACAAGGCUCAUGAUAUGGAUGUUCAGCCACUGUUAGGACAAGGGGUGGCUAUAUACUUUUCACUUUCGACUUCGCGUCAGCGGAUGCAGCAUGCGCUUCGCACGCCUUCUACUUUUCUGUUUCUGCACCUGUAC